UGCAGAACACGAGUUGAUGACGAAAAAAAUACUUCUCGGCCGCGGCCAGCCAUGAGCUGUUUGGAUGUUAUGUAUCAAGUCUACGGUCCUCCCCAGCCCUACUUCGCAGCAGCCUACAGCCCCUAUCACCAGAAACUCGCCUUUUACUCCAAAAUGCAAGAAGCCCCGGAGAGCGGCAGCAGCGCCAGCAGCUCCUUCUCCAGCCACCCCGCGGCCAGCAUCAAGGAGGAGGACUGCAGCCCCGAGAAGGAGCGACCCCCCGAGGCCGAGUACAUCAGCUCCCGCUGUGUCCUCUUCACCUACUUCCAGGGGGACAUCAGCGCCGUGGUGGACGAGCACUUCAGCCGGGCGCUCAGCCAGCCCAGCAGCUUCUCCCUCGGCAGCUCGAAGGCGACUCGGAACGCCGGCUCCUGGCGGGAUGGCUCCUUCCCAAUGAGCCAGCGCAUCUUCCCGCCGUCCUUCUGGAACAGCACGUACCAGCCCUCCUCAGUCCCAGCCAGCCUGAGCAGCCCCCUGGCAGCUGCUGCCCACAGCGAGCUGCCCUUCGCCACCACCACCGACCCCUACGCACCUGCCUCCCUGCAUGGCCACCUGCACCAGGGUGGCCCUGAGCCCUGGCACCAUGCCCACCACCACCACCACCACCACCACCACCACCCCUACAUUGGGACACAGAGCACUGCCUACCCUCGCCCCGCCACCAUGCACGAGGUCUACGGGCCCCACUUUGACCCCCGCUACGGCUCCCUUCUGGUGCCCACUGCCUCCGUCCGCCCCCACCGCCUCACCCCCGCCUCCGUGUCCACUCCAGUCAGUCCCCCCUGUGAACUAGGCAAGAGCGAAGCGGGCGCUGCUGCAGCCUGGACGACACCGGGCCCUUUCCCCAGUGCAGCAGGAGACAUGGCACAGAGCAUCAGCCUCAAUGUUGACACAGGUUUGCAGACUCAGGAUAAAAGCAAGGAUCUGUACUGGUUUUAGAGCUGUCCUUCACUCUUCUUCCCCUGGCUAUCCCCUGUAGCUCUCUGCCUGUUAGGCAUGGUGGCAUUCAGAGCUGAAAUCGGGUCAGUUUGUAACAGCUUCUGAUCUUGGUUUGCAGCUCGCCGUUACUCCUUCUGUGGUGGAUCCCUUCUGAGCUGAUGUGCUGACUCAAAGACUCUCAGAUUCCCCCCUGCCCUUUUCCAAGCCCACCGUGGCCCCGCAGUUCUGGUAAAGACAACGGGAUUUAAAAGGACCUGGCAUUGCAAGGGCGAUAUUUUAGAUUUGUUUCACAAAGGAAAAUCCUUCUGAUGCAAGAGGAGAGCCAAAGACAUUGAACUUCCAUUUAAGCAGACCCCACACCGAGACCUGAAUUCAGACUACUCUAAAAGAGUCAAAUGACAUCAUGGAUGGUGAUGCAAAACGACUGGCCUUCAUACAAGGAACGGAGAAAAUUGUGGGGGUUCUUUUUUAGUGGUGUGAAUAUUUUUUUAUGGCAGCGAAAGUUAUUUCUUGAGUGCAAACAUGGGAAAGCUACUUAGCAGCUUUGAACUGGAUUUUUACUUUCCUUUAUAGAAAAGUAAAAGGAGAAGAAACUGGAAUUCACAAACAUUUUCAGACUGUCAAGGAACUGGUCAGAUUUUUCAGCUUUGUGGUUGUGAGUGGCAAGUGUCUGGCUGGGGCCACCUGCCCUGGGCUUAUAGAUAUGCAGCUGUUCCGCUCACAACUGCUCAAAUCCCAGAAAGAUGAAAACCAAGGUGGCACUUCUUAGAGUUUGGCACAACAUUUGCGUUGGAUGUAUAACAGUUGUUUGGUUGGGGGAGCGGGGUGGUGUUUGGUUUUUUUG
Molecule: messenger RNA, 1822 nt
Organism: Pipra filicauda (Wire-tailed manakin)
Lineage: Eukaryota; Metazoa; Chordata; Aves; Passeriformes; Pipridae
Gene: VGLL2
Product: vestigial like family member 2
Exons: 4
Coding region: 52-978 (308 amino acids)
Biological process (GO): regulation of transcription by RNA polymerase II
Cellular component (GO): nucleus
Source: RefSeq, a predicted model, not a curated record